Messenger RNA from Arachis ipaensis, 1546 nucleotides. RefSeq lists its product as uncharacterized. The record is from RefSeq and is a predicted model, not a curated record. Lineage: Eukaryota; Viridiplantae; Streptophyta; Magnoliopsida; Fabales; Fabaceae.
GACCUAAAAAAAAAAAAAAGAAAAAAGAAAAAGAAGAUUUGAAAAAAAUGUUGUUAGGUAGAACAAGCAGCAGCAUUGGCAUCAACAGCAGCGACCGAAAGGACACAGAAUAUAACGCCUUUCUCGCACCCUUCACAUACCCAGCAUCUAACGAUACCUACCUAACCGACUCUUCUUCUAGAACCUUCCAGAACAACAGCAACCACGACGACGAUCUUCUUGAGUUCGGGUUUACCAGGCCCGAUUUCCCGCCGGGUCAACUCGCUGGCACCGUCGAGUUCUACCGUCGCCACGUGUUCCUCUGCUACAAGAGUCCCGCUGCGUGGCCGCCGCGGAUUGAGGCCUGGGAAUUUGACCGAUUGCCGCGGUUGCUCCACGCCGCCGUCGUCUCCGGUAAAGGUCGCAUGAAGAAGGAGACCCUCUUAACAAUUUGCGAGGGACAUGAUGGGACCGAAACAUCCAAUGGUGAUAUGCUAAUUUUUCCAGACAUGGUCAGAUACAGGCGAUUAACACAUUUUGAUGUGGAAACAUUCGUCGAAGAAGUUCUUGUCAACGAUGGAGAAUGGCGUCCUGGCAACCCCGAAGCCUUGUUGGCUUCAUAUGUGUUCGUGUGUUCACAUGGAUCCCGGGACCGGAGAUGCGGAGCUUGUGGACCUGUCUUAGUUAGUAGGUUCAGGGAAGAGAUAGAGUUACUUGGUCUUCAAGGUAAAGUGUUUGUUAGCCCAUGCUCUCACAUUGGGAGGCACAAGUGUGGAGGAAAUGUCAUUAUAUUCGGGUCAAGCAUCAAUGGAGAAGCCACUGGCCAUUGGUAUGGAUAUGUUACUCCGAAAGAUGUACCUUUGUUGAUUCAACAACAUAUAAUUAAAGGAGAAAUUUUGGACUCGUUAUGGAGGGGCCAAAUUGGUUUGACAGAAGAAGAACAAAAAAAGAGCCAAGAACAAAGGAUUCGUCAGAACAGUGUAACAAAUUUUAAAGAAAACACAGAAGAGUUCAUGGAUACAAACAAUCAUACAACAGGCACUGUUGCGUUUCAAUUCCAAGAGAGCAUUGCAACCUGUUGCCAAGAUAAUGGAUAUUCCUCUUGCCAUCAGGACGAUCAUAUGUCGUUAGAAAAGACGAAGAUCGCUGGAGCCAUUGAGACGGAGGCAAAGCUCUUAACUGAUGAUGAUGAGUUCAGAGAGAAUGUACCGUCUCGGGUAAGUAAUGGCAAAGCAGCAUCACGCAAAUUUUGUUCCAUUCCAACAUGGCUUGACUACUGGGAGCAAGAAGAUACUUAUGCUGCUCUUUCUGUCGUAUGCGCUGCCGUGUCGGUUGUUAUUGCCUAUCGCUGCUACAAGAACAGCUGAGCUUAGUGGAAUCAAUAAUUUGUUGGCCACUGUAUUUAGCUUAGGCUCACAUGUUAAAUCACAUUUCAUAUCUGUUAAUUAGCUUCCUUUUAUCUGAAGCUAGUACAGUCAGCAGAGGAGGUUAUGUGGAUACUAUGUUGUAUAUGAUUCUUGAAUUUACAAUAGUCUGAAGUAGGUAGAAUUUUCAUUUUUUAUAAUGC